AUGUCAUCACAUAAAGGUGCUUCAAUCGUCACAACAAACACAAUAAAACAAAAAAAUGAAAAAGACGCUACAAGACUUAAUUUGAAAUUUAAUGAACUUGAUGAAAUGGUGGAUUCUCAAAUCGUUUUCGAAUUUGGUGGACCAUGGGGAGUUACCGCAAUGAUGAUCGGCUUUCCCAUUCUAAUGUAUUACUUAUGGGGAUGUCUACAAUUUUAUCGCGGGAGAUUGGAGUCACCUUUGAAUGAAAAAUUAUGGACAUCGAUAAUACAAGGCUCAAUGCCAACUUUUUAUGCAGCUAAAAUCUAUAUAACAUUUUGCGUUUUUGAAUUUUUUUUGGCUUAUACUAUGCCAGGACCUAUAGUUAAGGGAGCACCUGUUUCUUCAUUGAAAGGAAGACAAUUGGAUUAUCUUUGUAAUGGAGUUUGGUCAUUUUAUGUGACCAUUUUUACAUCAUAUCUACUUCAUCAUUAUGAAUUGUUUAAAUUGACAGACAUUAUUGAUAAUUUUGGACCUUUGAUGAGUGUAGCAAUAAUUUUUGGUUUCUUGAUUACAUUUAUUAUUUAUGCUGUUACAAUAUUUCAAGGUGAGCAAUAUCGUAUGUCAGGAUAUUUGAUGUAUGAUCUUUUUAUGGGAGCUGCUUUAAAUCCUAGAAUUGGAAAAGUAAUUUUAUUUUAUAUUUCGGUAUCUGCUGCUAUUAAAGAAUAUGAAAUGUUUGGUUAUGUCUCAUCAUCUAUGGCAUUUAUGGUACUUGCACAUUUCCUAUAUGUGAAUGCAUGUAUGAAAGGUGAAGAAUGUAUUCCUACAACUUGGGAUAUGACUUAUGAAAAGUUUGGAUUUAUGCUUAUUUUUUGGAAUUUUGCUGGAGUGCCAUUCACAUAUUGUUACUCUACAUUAUAUCUUCACAUCUCAAGUGUUGAUAAUGGUCAUCCAAUUACUCAUUCAUCAUUUUGGACAUAUUUUUGCUAUGGAAACCUAUUGCUUACAAGCGGAUGGUGGGGAAUUGCACGUAAAAUUCAUUAUACAGCAGAUUUGUUGAUGGCUUUUGAUUGGGGGUUCAUCACUGGAUUUAAUACGCCCAUUCCAUUUUUCUAUCCAGCUUUCUUUGUUGUUGUAUUAACUCAUCGUGUUACUAGAGAUAUGGAAAGAUGUUCCAGGAAAUAUGGAAACGACUGGCAAGAAUAUUGUAAACGUGUGCCAUAUAUUUUUAUUCCUGGAAUCUAUUAG
This is a messenger RNA of Entrophospora candida, 1224 nucleotides long. The record is from the annotation of a GenBank genome assembly. Lineage: Eukaryota; Fungi; Glomeromycota; Glomeromycetes; Entrophosporales; Entrophosporaceae.